Molecule: messenger RNA, 1488 nt
Organism: Ostertagia ostertagi
Lineage: Eukaryota; Metazoa; Nematoda; Chromadorea; Rhabditida; Trichostrongylidae
Source: the annotation of a GenBank genome assembly
AUGUUGUCCAAGAGACUUGUUUCUGCUCUCGCAAACAGCGCUAAGGUCCUCUCCAUCGGAGACGGUAUUGCUCGUGUGUACGGUCUGAAGAACAUCCAGGCUGAAGAAAUGGUGGAGUUCGACUCAGGUAUUAAGGGAAUGGCUCUUAACUUGGAGCCUGACAACGUUGGAGUUGUAGUGUUCGGUAACGAUAAAGUCAUUCGAGAAGGAGAUAUCGUGAAGCGUACCGGUGCUAUCGUCGACGUUCCUGUCGGAGAGGCCCUGCUCGGACGUGUCGUUGAUGCUCUCGGAACGCCUAUUGAUGGAAAGGGUCCGAUUGCUUGCAAGACUCGCUCACGUGUAGAAGUGAAAGCUCCUGGUAUCAUUCCUCGACUUUCUGUCCGUGAACCUAUGCUUACUGGUGUGAAGGCUGUCGAUUCACUUGUACCCAUUGGUCGUGGACAGCGUGAGCUGAUCAUCGGUGAUCGUCAGACCGGAAAGACCGCCAUUGCCAUCGAUACCAUCAUCAACCAGGCUCGUUUCAAUGCAGGCUCUGAUGAGAAAAAGAAGCUGUAUUGUAUCUACGUUGCCAUCGGACAAAAGAGAUCGACUGUAGCACAGAUCGUCAAGCGACUCACUGACACCGGUGCAAUGAAAUACACCAUCGUGGUCUCAGCGACAGCCUCUGAUGCUGCUCCACUGCAGUUCUUGGCUCCAUACUCUGGAUGUGCUAUGGGAGAGUUCUUCCGUGACAACGGAAAGCACGCUUUGAUCAUCUACGAUGACUUGUCCAAGCAAGCCGUUGCCUACCGUCAGAUGUCUCUGCUUCUGCGUCGUCCUCCCGGUCGUGAAGCGUACCCUGGUGAUGUCUUCUACCUUCACUCUCGUUUGCUAGAACGUGCUGCUAAAAUGAACGACUCAUUGGGAGGUGGAUCUCUUACUGCUUUGCCAGUCAUUGAGACACAAGCUGGUGAUGUGUCUGCUUACAUUCCUACCAAUGUGAUUUCCAUCACUGACGGACAGAUUUUCCUUGAGACCGAAUUGUUCUACAAGGGAGUUCGACCAGCCAUCAACGUCGGUCUGUCUGUAUCUCGAGUAGGAUCAGCUGCUCAGACCAAGGCCAUGAAGCAAGUCGCCGGUUCCAUGAAGCUCGAGCUCGCCCAAUAUCGUGAGGUCGCUGCUUUCGCUCAAUUCGGUUCCGAUCUCGAUGCUUCCACCCAACAACUGUUGAACCGAGGAGUCCGACUUACUGAAUUGCUUAAACAGGGACAGUAUGUACCGAUGGCUAUCGAGGAACAGGUUGCCGUUAUCUACGCUGGAGUUAAAGGACACCUUGACAAAGUCGAUCCAUCUGCGAUCACCAAGUUCGAGAAGGAAUUCCUCGCUCACAUCCGCUCAACACAACAGGAGCUGUUGAAAACGAUUCACAAUGAGGGUCAAAUUUCACCAGACACCGAUGCCAAAUUGAAGGAGGUGGUCGUGAACUUUUUAGCUACGUUCAAAGCCUAG